Eruca vesicaria subsp. sativa (arugula) is the source of this 1265-nucleotide messenger RNA. NCBI's taxonomy places the organism in Eukaryota, Viridiplantae, Streptophyta, Magnoliopsida, Brassicales, Brassicaceae. The record is from the annotation of a GenBank genome assembly.
AUGACUACCAUUCUUUAUGCUGUUCGAAAUUUGAAGAGCUGCAUUAUCCGAGUAGAGAAUUUGCAUCCAAGUAGUGCAUCUGAAUUUGACAUUGUAAACACUCCUAAUACUGAGAGGAAUAUCGGCGGCUCUCCUACAUCACAAUCUCCAAGUUUGUCUUCAUUUUCAAUCAAAUUAAGUAGUGAUGAUGGAGGAUCAAAUUCAUCACAACGUCCGAUUGGAUCAAAAAAUGCAAAAAUCAAAAGAAAGAUUGCAGAAGGUAAUAGUUCAUCUGUUGAAAAUUUGGUUUCAUCAAAUGAAAAACUUCUUGAUAUCUUACAAGAAAGUGCAUCAAGUAGAGAAAAAGGUUUUGAGAUAGCUCAAUUACGUGCGCAAAAUCAAGCGAAACAAUUAGCACUUAAAGAAAUGCAUGAAGAAAAUAAAAUGUUGCUGACAAAUUUAGAUUCUAUUGUUUACUCUACUACUCAUUUUAUCUACCGGAUCUAUGAUUAUGAAUCAAUUUUUAAGAUUGUUUUGUAUAUACUUUUGAAAUAUACCGUAUUCUUUCUUUUCCACUCAAGAGUUCUAAGCUUGGAGACAUUUGUAACUUACGGUUUUACAAAAACUGUCUUUGGAUCACAAGUGGAAUAUGCAAACAAUGAUUUUGUGAGUGGUCAACCCGAACGUUUAGAAAAGAUAUCCGAACCCUAUGUGGCAAGGGUGAAACCAAAUAUGGAGUUGGAUUUAAAACUAAAUAAUGAUGGAAAGCUCAGAUUUGAGGAGUACACUAGUUAUGGUACUGUCGUUUUACGCUUCAAAGGUAUAUAUAAAAUGGUAGAUGAUCCUGAAACCAACUCAUUCAUCUCGUGGGGACCCAAUGGCAAGAGUUUCAUAGUACUGGAUCAUGAAAGAUGUGCCGGUUUUGUCCCUUACGAUUUACUUGAAGAAUGUAGUUUUACAAAAACAGUGUCUGGAUCACAAAUGGAAUUUACAAGUGAAAACUUUAUGGCAGGCAAACCCGAGCUUUUGGAGAAGAUAGGCGAAAAGCAUAAGCCAGUGAGGAUUGCAUAUUUUAAGAAAUUAAGGAAGCGUAUGGAUGAUUUAUUGAGGACGUUUGAGAAACAAGCUCUCCAUAACUAAUGAAUCUUGAGCAAACUCGAUUCUCAUUAGUGUCGUGUUUGCAAAUGCUGAGCAUCAUGUUGGACUUUGAUGAUCGGGCUUAAUGAAUUCUGGCUUUAUGAAAUAAUGUUUGGCUCAUAAAAAUACACUAGGAUAAGACCCGCGCC